CGAUAAAAACCAGAGCAAAAAAUGAUGACCAGUUUGAUUCUCAACCCUGUGAAAGACUUGAAGCCAUACAAGACGAAAUGAAGAUCUCAAGUGAAAUUGCUCCAUUCUUGGCAACAAAGAACUUCUUACGCUGGAGAGACUCUUCACAUGGUUCUAACCGAUGAACAUGGUGUAAAGAUUCAUGCUACAUGCAAAAGGGAGCACAUCAAAAGUGUUCAGCGUAAACUUCCUCUAGGGAAAUGGUGUUUUCUAACUACGUUUUCGGUCUCCCAAGCAUCAGGCCAAUAUAGGCCAACGAGUCAUCCUUACAAGAUGACAAUCGGUGAUGAAACUGUUAUAACACCUUCUGGCCUAAUGGAAGAUAGCAUCUUCUUGGAUCUUGCCAGAUUCGAAGAUAUCUUGGAUGGGACCUUAAAGCCCCACUUCCUUAUUGAUGUGAUGGGGAAAAUCGUGAGUCUUAAACCAGUUAAAACCGUGCAAGUGAAAGGACAGGAUCGGAAGGUUGUACAGUUUCGUUUGGCUGACUCAAGUGGUAAUGAACUUGCAUGCUGUUUGUGGGGGAAAUAUGCUGAGCAAUUGGAGGUUUAUGAUGAACGUGAACAACCACUGAUCUGUUUGAUCAGGUUUGCUAAGAUUUGUUUCUACCAAGGUGAGGUGCAAGUAACAAAUGCAUUUGAUGCAUCCAUUGUUUAUCUUGAUCCAACUAUGGAAGAGGCAGUGCAGUUCAAAGAAAAGCUGAUGGAAGACAACCUCCCUCUUGCUGUUAUUGAGAAAAGAAAUGUAAAAAGAGAGGUCGUUUUAAAAGAAGAUGAUUGGAACGACUUUGAGAUCAAGAUGAUUUCUGAACUCUUUGUUGCGCAUCAGAUUCAUCACUGCAAAAUAAUUUGUUCAAUUGAAGCUGUUGACACUGAUUGGUCAUGGUUUUACUUUGGCCAUAAAGGUUGCAAACAUAAGGCUAUUAAAAUUGGUAAUGGUGAAAAACAACUUUGGCGUUGUGGAAAAUGCCAAGUUAACAUCACUGAAGUGGUGCCUGUAUUCAAGCUUCAUUUGAUUGUGAGGGAUGACACAGAAACAUGUAAGUUGAUAUUGCUUAACACUGUUGCUACAACCAUUGUUGGACAUGAUGAUGUUGAUCUGUGGGAUGGCUCCUAUGAGGAGAUUGAAAAUCCAGAGCUCCUACCAGAACCUAUCAAAGAGUUAGUUGGAAGAUCCUUUUGUUUUGGCAUUUCUGUGUGCUCUGACAAUGUGACUAAUGGGGCAGACACGUUUAAAGUUCUCCAGGUCUGGUCUGGAGAUAAAUUUCUCAAAGCUGAAUCCCAGUCGGACCCAACCUCAAUGAUUGGCACAUCAUCUUCUUCAAUCUCUUCUGUUGAUGUGCUCAUGUUGGAAGAUAACAGUCCGAAUGAAUCAGAAGAAUGCAAAACACCUUUCCCAAAACGCAAGGAAGGAGAUGCUGAUCUCCCAGACAUAAGUUCUACAUCAAAAAAGUUGUGCACUUCAGUCAAAGUUGAAAAGGAGAAGGAAGUCUAAGUCUGCAGCGACUGAAGUUUGAGUUUUUAAGUUGUUUUAUCUAAAUUUUUGAUAAUUAUGUUGGUUUUCUUUUGUUUUCUGCGGAAACAUUUAUGUAUUUUUCUAUUGUUUUGUUUGAUUCGAUUUGGGUGAUUUGAAUAAGAUGCGUUUUC
This is a messenger RNA of Raphanus sativus (radish), 1682 nucleotides long. RefSeq lists its product as uncharacterized. Gene Ontology annotation, molecular function: DNA binding. NCBI's taxonomy places the organism in Eukaryota, Viridiplantae, Streptophyta, Magnoliopsida, Brassicales, Brassicaceae. Gene Ontology annotation, biological process: DNA replication; DNA repair; DNA recombination. The transcript is spliced from 10 exons. The record is from RefSeq and is a predicted model, not a curated record. Bases 148 to 1530 code for a protein of 460 amino acids. Gene Ontology annotation, cellular component: nucleus.